Messenger RNA from Sesamum indicum (sesame), 1536 nucleotides. RefSeq lists its product as uncharacterized. Gene Ontology annotation, biological process: DNA-templated transcription. Gene Ontology annotation, molecular function: DNA binding. The record is from RefSeq and is a predicted model, not a curated record. NCBI's taxonomy places the organism in Eukaryota, Viridiplantae, Streptophyta, Magnoliopsida, Lamiales, Pedaliaceae.
UCGAGGAUUAGGGUUUAUGCGUUGAGCUCACUAACUCACUUCAAGCUUUGCUUUGAACUCCUCUCACCAAACCAUGACGAAAUCAAAAGAAAAAAAGAAGAAAUCGACGCUAACAGAAGAAGAAGUUUCGAAGAGGGGGAAGAAGUUCCAAGCCCUGGACGUGAAAAUCAAGACAAUUGGCGAAAACCCAGAUCAAAAAGCUCCUCCAGUAGUUGGAUACUUUCCAUCCGGCUAUGACCCAUUGAAAAAUUCCGAUGACUCGGAUUCAAGACCGGGAAGCGUCAAGGUUUACAAGAGCGCGAAUUCUCGAAACCCUAGGAACCCUAGAAUGCAGGUUGUGGUGGGCGUGAAUGGGUCGCAGGUGAACUUUGUUGGGUCAAAUUAUUCCGGCGAGGCAACGACGCCGCAGCUGUGUAAUUAUGCUCUGGGGGUGUUGGACAAGGAGACCAGAGUUUUGACAAUGGUUCCAAUUGCUGCUAAUAGGAUAUUCAGAUUGGACCCGAAAUUUGGAGGGCCUGAGCUGCAUGAAAAUGAAGAGCUGGAUGAAGCGAAGGGAGAAAUCACCAUGGAGGAGAAGGCUGAUAAAUUCAGAAAUUUGACUGUAAUGUAUUCAACAAAGAAGGAUAUACGACGGGAUGUGAAACGUGAAACCCUACGACAAACAGAAGGUCCAGGAACUCAGGAAGAUGUGGACCAGAAAUUGAAAGGAAUUGAGAUAAACACAGAGGCACUUGAAGCUAUCGCUUCUACUACUAAUUCUCGCAAUGUUCCACCAUAUGAUUUGGAUGCCACUUCACCAGAUAAGGCAUAUCCACUCGACAAGAUAAUUCUGAAAGGGGAAUGGGAUUAUCUUCUAGAUGUUUUUGAGCUUGCAGAAGCUGGAUCAGUAGUGAGCCCUGAUGUUUAUCCAAGUUUUGUUUGCAACAGAGUUGAUAAAUUAGAAGAUGUUAAGGAUGAGUCAAAGAAAAGAAGAUUUGCUGGCAUAUUGUCAUAUAUCACUCAUCUCAUCAAGUUCAAGGAUAGGCAUUCUAUGGAUGGUGUAACAUCUGCAAAGCGUCACAAAUUACCUAGUAUCCUGUCUCAGAAGUUCUCCUCUUUGUUUGGUGCUACAAACGAUACAAGAAUUCCAGAUGAUAAAUUGAAACUGCUUAUUAGCUAUAUCCUGGUGCUCUCUUUGUUUGCUGAUGAUUUCCGGUCCGACCCGUCAGAUAUAGCCAAAGAUCUUCGGAUGAACCCUAUAACAUUAAGACCUCACUAUGAGUACUUAGGUUGCAAGUUUGUUCGCGAUAAUCAGGUUUUGCUGGCAACGCUUCCUGUCCCGCUAGAAUUCCAGACAAUCAAAAGGAAGAGGCGAAGGUAGAUGUUUGUCUACACUUUAGCUAUCCUAGUAUUGCUGUUGUAAUUUUACCAUUCUUGAUGAACUUGCUGGUCCAUAUGUUCUUUUUUCUUUUUCAAAAUGAUAGUCGAGAAGUUUUAAUAUUUCCAGAGAGAAUUGCAGAUGACUCUUGAGUUUUAAUAUCAACUAGAUUGUUAUUA